UUUCGAGUAUUGGAUUGGAAAAUUUUACAAAAUGACCCAAAAUCCAAAAAUUAUUCUACCAAUGACCUCGUCUUAAAAAUUUUUCUACCAUUGACUGUGCAUUCAAUACACCACCAACAUUCUACGAAAAAAAUUAUUUCCAACUAAUAUUUUGAAGAGAAUGGAAUGUCUCUUAUUAUUCACUUUCUGUCAUCGAACUCCCCACGAAAUUCUCUCAUUAUUUUCUUGUAGCUUUCUCUCAGGGUUUUAGCCCGAAGAUGAUUUCAAUCCAACAUCUUCGGAUUCUCUAGUAGCUUUCUCUUGUAGCUUUCAUCGUCGGAUUCAGUCUACAUUUCUUCUUCCUUCAACGGUUUCUUCGGUCCAUCAUUCAAUAUCAAUGGCGCUACUUCGCAUCUUUGUACGAUUUGGUGGGGAUUGGGAUGAGUCCGGAAGAAAUUAUGUUGGUGGUCAUAUGAAAGGUCUGAAAAUUAGAAAUGAUAUAACAGUCAGUGAAUUAGUGAGUAUGAUGCACCAACGACUGAAUAUCGGUUCGGAUAUGUUUGAUAUAUACAUCAAAUGUUGCUACAAACUUUUGGUCCCGGCUUCCCCAAUUGACAUAGUCGACGAUGAAGAUCUUAGCUUCUUUUUAGAAGGCAGUGAGGCAUCCCAGAUGCCAUUAUUUGUAUCAGUUACACCUGUUAAUAGUCAUGGAGUACACCAACAUUGCAAUCCAACUGAUCAACCUAAUCCAAUUCAUACCAUGUCUUCAAUUGAUGAUCAUAUUGAGCCAUGUAACUUGGGGGAUGAUCGAAAUGAAGCUUGGUUUGGUUGGAACAAUGAACCCAGAUGUACUUCACAAUUCAAUACUAAACAUGGAUAUGGACAAACUUCUUCAACACCUAACAUCCAUGUUCCAACUCCACAUGCUCCCGUUCCACUGGUUGUGAUGCCUUCGGCUCUAAUGCAUUUCACUGUUCCAAUCGAACCAUUUGUUGAUAUACCCGGACCAUUAGAGGGCCCAUCGUAUGACAACCUCGUCACAAUACCUCAUGACUGUCUGAAUGACGAGGAUAUAAAGGUUGGUCAAAUUUUCUUUUUGAAAUAUGACUUGUCAGUUAAAUUAUCGAUGCUUGCAAUAAGAAAGAACUUUGACUACCACGUAAAAAAGUCAACGAAGAGCUUACUAACUGUCCGAGUUCGAUGGAGGAAUGCAAGGGGAGGGUCCGUGCCAAAAAAUGAAAGAAAGUGGUUCCUUCAAAGUGACCAAGUAUCCCAGCAAACAUACAUGUUCUCUUGAAAUGAGAAUUGGUAAUCAUCGACAAGCAAAAAGUUAGGUUAUUGGAUAUUUAAUAAAGUCCAAAUACGAACAAGUUGGCCGAACCUACCGCCCAAGAGAUAUAAUUGAGGAAAUCUAACGAGAAUAUGGAGUGAACAUUACCUACGGACGGGCUUAUCGCGUUAGAGAGUACAGAUUAGUGUAUGCACGAGGGUCACCAAAAGGAUCAUAUAUUGUUGUUAGGGCAUACGACGAGGCACUUAAGCUUACAAAUCCAGGUACCAUAUUUGAGGUUGAAGUAGAAGACAGACAAUACUUUAAGUAUGUCUUCAUGGUACUUGGUCCGUGUAUCAGAGGUUUUCUAAACUGCAUCCGCCCAGUAAUCGUUGUUGAUGGGACCCAUUUGCAUGAGAAAUACAAAGGUAUGUUGUUAAUAGCAAUAUGUAUCAAUGGAAAUAACAACAUAUAUCUUAUCGCUUUCAGUGUUGUAGAUGGUGAGAACGAUGUAUCAUGGACUUGGUUUAUGACUCAUUUGAAGGCUUCAAUAGGAGACGUUCCCAAUCUAAUGAUUAUAUCAGAUCGUCACAUCUCAAUUGCAAAGGCGGUUGCAAGGAUAUUCCCUAAUGCAUUUCAUGCCCUGUUAUAUACUAUAUUCGGUACAAUACGAUGGACAAAUUCAAGAAUAAGGACAUAAUCUCAAAUUUCUACCUAGCGGCUAAAGCAUAUAGAAUGUCUGACUUUCAGAUGUAUUGGGCUAAGCUCCAUCAAUAUCCUGGUGUGAUGGCCUAUCUUGAGGAGGUUGGAUUACAACGGUGGGCAAGGGUUUAUCAAGUCCAUUGUAGGUAUGACAAGAUGACGACAAAUAUAGUAGAAUGCCUCAAUGGAGUAUUGAAAGAUGCCCGAAAACUACCAAUAACAAAGCUAUUAGAGCAUAUCCGUGAGUGGCUACAAGGUUGAUUCUAUAUCCCACAUACACAUGCAAUGGCAUGCACAAACAUUGUAACUGAUUACACAAUGAGUAUUCUUAAGGAAUCAGAAUUAAUGUCUAGAACAUAUUGUGUUUCUCCGGUGGAUAUGCAUAUAAUUAAUGUGGACGAUGGAUAUUUGGGGGGGUUGGUUGAUCUUCGCUCACGGACAUGUACGUGUAUGGAGUUUAAUUGCCUCAAGAUCCCAUGCUCCCAUGCAAUAUCUGCAGCGACCCUGAGAAACAUUAAUGUUCAAACAUUAUGUGCAAAAUGGUUUACAGUUAAGUGUGGGCUUGCUGCUUACGCCAAACCAAUCUUCUCAGUCGGACACAGUCAAGAAUGGGUUGGAGAUUUUGAACCAAUUCUACCAUCACAAAAGGUAGUUAGUGUAGGUCGACGUCAAAUCAUUAGGAUACCUUCAAUUGGAGAGGAGCUACGACAAAUACACAGGUGUACAGGAUGUGGUCAGAUAGAACAUAACAAGAAAACGUGCAGACAAACGUUGAUAACACCUGGCACCAGCCCAUCUAGACUAAACAAUAUGUAAUUUUCGUUUUUGCUUCAAUUUUUCUGUACAACACCAAUUAUACUAUACAAUAUGUAAUUUUAGCACCAA
Benincasa hispida (wax gourd) is the source of this 2836-nucleotide messenger RNA. Lineage: Eukaryota; Viridiplantae; Streptophyta; Magnoliopsida; Cucurbitales; Cucurbitaceae. The record is from RefSeq and is a predicted model, not a curated record.